This is a messenger RNA of Plasmodium knowlesi strain H, 951 nucleotides long. Its product is annotated as tryptophan-rich antigen. The record is from RefSeq and is a predicted model, not a curated record. Bases 1 to 951 code for a protein of 316 amino acids. The transcript is spliced from 2 exons. NCBI's taxonomy places the organism in Eukaryota, Apicomplexa, Aconoidasida, Haemosporida, Plasmodiidae.
AUGGAAUUGGAGAAGAACAAUAGCGCACUGGCUUCACAGAAGUCAUAUUCUCGAACCACACCUACAAGGAGCUACAGGAGUGCCCCCAAAUUUUCCACAUCACUCCUUUCCCGUUUAACUAUUCUUAUAUUUGCCUUAUCAUGUGCUGUUUUUGUAAAUACUGCUUCAGGAGCGACACCUAAUAGACCAAAUAAGAAUGGCUUCGUAUCACCUGCCUUAAUAGGAUUUGGAGAAUUAAACAUCGAGGAAUCAGAAGAAUUCAAAAGAAUGGCUUGGAAUAAUUGGAUGCUGCGCUUAGAGUCCGAUUGGAAACAUUUUCACGAAUCUGUUGAAGAAGACAAAACAAAAUGGCUUCAAGGAAUGGACUCGGCUUGGUCUGAUUGGCUUCGAUCUUUGCAAAAUAAAUGGUCUAACUAUAGUGAAGAAAUGCUUAAAGAGUACAAUAGUAAUGUUAUGGAAGUAUCAGCCAAAUGGAAUGACGGGCAAUGGGUAACUUGGAUAAAAACUGAUGGAAGAAGUAUUCUAGAAGCUCAAUGGGAAAAAUGGAUUGAAAAAGCGGAUUAUCAAUUACAGAAAUUAAUUUUAGAUAAAUGGAUUAAAUGGAAAAAUGAUAAAAUCCGAUCCUGGUUAUCCAGUGAAUGGAAAACCGAAGAAGAUUACUACUGGUCAAAUAUAGAGCGAUCUACAACAGCAAAAUGGUUACGGGAAGCAGAGAGAAUCCAUUGGAUUAGAUGGAAAGAAAGAAUUAGUAGAGAGUCUGAACAAUGGUUGAACUGGGUCCAAAUGAAAGAAGGCGUUUACAUCAAUGUAGAAUGGAAAAAAUGGCUCCAAUGGAAAAAUGAUAGAAAAAUUCUAUUUAACAAAUGGUCAACUAACCUUGUCUACAAAUGGACACUAAAAAGGCAGUGGACCGUUUGGAUUAAGGAAGCUAAUAAUAAAAAUAAAGUUUAG